Messenger RNA from Cantharellus anzutake, 333 nucleotides. Its product is annotated as proteasome maturation factor UMP1. Gene Ontology annotation, biological process: proteasome assembly. Lineage: Eukaryota; Fungi; Basidiomycota; Agaricomycetes; Cantharellales; Hydnaceae. The annotation marks the transcript as partial. The record is from RefSeq and is a predicted model, not a curated record. Gene Ontology annotation, cellular component: nucleus; cytoplasm. The transcript has 3 exons.
GCCUCCGGCCCUCCAUCCGCAUCCAUUCGUGCCACUGCUAACUCUUUCGGCGUGCACGAUUCUCUGCGCUACGGGACGCGUAGCCUCGUCACUGAAAUCAAUGCAACACACUCCCAUCAGAAACGGCUUGACAGCUGGGAAGAAACGCAAGACAACUUAAGAUUAAGCAUGCAUCGUAAUGUGUUUGGGAUGCACGCACCGAUGCGCCAGUUGAUGGAAAGAAAGAUUGUUUCGGCCAUCCCUCACAUGCCCACUAUUGCCCGUUCAAAUAUUCAUUUGGACAUUCUAAUGGGUCGCGAUGAGACGCUGGAUGUCAGCGACAUAUUUGGGAGU